Cuscuta epithymum is the source of this 2456-nucleotide messenger RNA. The record is from the annotation of a GenBank genome assembly. Lineage: Eukaryota; Viridiplantae; Streptophyta; Magnoliopsida; Solanales; Convolvulaceae.
UCCGUAUAUGUCACAUAUUAAAGCAUAAAUUAUAUUAUUAUUAUUAUUCUAUCAGAUAAUAUCAUAGACUAGUCAAUUGUAUAUAUUAGCUCCUAGUCCGUAGCUAUAUCCUUUAUAUUAGCAAGGCAGUUAGUUUGAGUUUAUCUCUUGUACGUGUAUAAAUGUAUCCCAAGUGUACAUCAUAAUGAUUAAUACAAUCCAACACUUUCAUGGUAUCAAGAGCCAUACUCUUAAGAGCUUAAUUUUUUUUUCUGAUCCUACUCUCAAAAUGACGAUCCCAGCAGCCACUGCUGUUAUCCCCCUCACCGCCUCAGCCAAUUUCCCGAUCAAACUCACGGCAUCUAAUUUCCCCGUAUGGAAAUGCCAAGUUCAUGCCGCCCUUGUUGGCCUUGGACUUGAAGGGUACGUUGACGGUACCAUCACAGCCCCGGAUCAAUUCACCGAUGCUGCCAAAACGCAGUUGAAUCCGUGCUAUAUUACCUGGUAUCGUCAGGAUAAGACUAUCCUCAGCGCUUUACUUGGGAGCUGCUCCGACACCAUUCAGCCGAUCAUCUCCUCUACCACCACAUCACGCAAUGCAUGGGAUAAAUUGGCACUCACCUAUGCCAACACAUCCCGCGGCCGGAUCAUAUUCCUCAAAUCAACACUUGCCAAAACUACCAAGGGUGACAAAUCUGUCAUGGAAUAUCUCACUAUAAUGAACAAAAUAGCGGAUGAUCUGGCGCUUGCUCAAAGUCCUACUUCUGAAGAAGAUCUGAUUGUGUCUAUUUUGAACGGCCUUGGCCCGGACUAUCAUGAUAUCACGUCCGCUAUUCGGGUUCGUGAAACACCGUUACCAUUAAGUCAACUCCAGAGCAUACUGGAGGAGCGUGAACGUGAGCUUCAAAAUGCCCCUGCACCUACUUCAAUCCUCCUGCCAACCGCAAAUGCUACCAUACUAAGUGAUCGCAUGCAUCACUCAUCAUCUUCUGGAGACCGGCGUCCUAACUAUGCGAAUGACCGAAGAGGGUCAGCACCUCGUCGUGGCCGAGGAGAAUACUCACACCACCAAACUCGCCAUUCCUCCUUCUCCAUGGUCUGCCGGUUUUGUGAUAAUGUUGGACAUGAAGUGAAGGACUGCCGCAAACUCCGGCGCUUUCUUCGUGACAACAAUAUCUCCUACACAUCUCAACAAAGCCAUCCGGCGGUCAACCAUGUCACCACUGCCCAAUCACCCCACAAUCAACAAUGGAUGUUUGAUAGCGGUGCUUCCCAUCACGUGGCAUCGGAUGCUAAUCUCCUUCCCACAUACACAGAUUACGGCGGUCCGGAAGAGGUCCGUCUAGGAGAUGGAUCGGGUCACGGGGGCGCCACUUCUACGAGGGGAGAACAUCCAUGAUGUUUAUUAUGUUUCAUCCAAGUCCGUGCCUCAAGUCAAUGUUACUCAUCUUGCGGAUGUCUCCAGUUGGCACCACACUCUGGGGCACCCUUCCAGUCGUGUCUUUCAGUACUUAGUUCAUAAAAAUAAAAAUAUUCCUUGUAAUCCACGGUGUGAGUUUCAUUGUAUGUCAUGUUCCAUCAAUAAAAGUACUAAAUUGCCUUUUUUUGUCAAUACCAUGCGUGCAACUAAUCCCCUUGAAUUGAUUUAUACUGAUGUUUGGAGUACAUCUGAUAAGUCUAUUGAUGGCUACAAUUACUAUGUUAUUUUUGUGGAUUUUUUCACCCGUUAUAUAUGGUUAUAUCCACUUAAGAAAAAAUCUGAAGUGUCUACUAUCUUCCCACAAUUUCACCGCCUUGUUGAAAAAUAUUUCCAUCAUAAAAUUAGAACUAUAUUUUCUGACAAUGGUGGUGAAUAUAUUAAACUCCGUAGCUAUCUCAAUACGCAUGGUAUAUCUCAUCUCACAUCACCCCCUCACACUCCUGAACAUAAUGGUGUGGCGGAGCGUCGUCAUCGUCACAUAGUUGACACGGGUUUGGCCCUGUUACACUAUUCUGGUCUCCCUAUUAAAUAUUGGUCCUAUGCAUUUCAAACAGCGGUAUAUUUAAUCAACCGCCUUCCCACCCCGGUCCUUGACAAUGACACCCCUUAUUUUCGUCUCCACCAACACCCGCCAAAUUAUUCCAAAUUACAACCAUUUGGUUGUCUGUGUUAUCCUUGGCUGAGACCUUAUACUCACACUAAAAUACAACCUCGGUCCACUCCGUGUGUAUUUGUUGGAUACUCCCCGUCUCAGUCUGCGUAUUUUUGCCUCGACUAUGCCACAAACCGUGUAUAUAUUAGUCGACAUGUGAAAUUUGUCCCACACAUUUAUCCCUUACGCCAACAGUCCACAUGCAUGCAUGAAACUAAAUAUCCGCAGCCUGGGAAACAAUUUCAGCCUUCCCCUCCACUAUCUCUACCUAGUUUAAAUUCAAAUAUUUCAACCCCACCUAUCCCCUCUCCUCAAUUUUCGGUCGUCCCUAGUCUAUCUCCCUUA